AUGUCAACGACAACUAAGUUCAUCACCCAGCUAACAGUUCUACUGGCCUACUCUCAUGUUACGAAGACUGCUGGCGUGGGCUCUUUUUAAAAUGGUUUCCUGCGUCUCCUGGUAUGGCUUUGGGAAAUGACAACUCUGGAAGCUUUAUUAGAAAACGGAUAGCAUCACCUAUUCAUUCGUAACAAAAGUAAAGGAAAAUAUGUACGCCAAUGUUUUUAAGGCGUCAAUUUCAAUGUGGAUGAAUGCAUCCAAAGCUGGGAUGUUCCAUGAUGCCUUUGUGCCUCAUUAAUAUGAUGGGCCAACCUAACUUUGAAUAUUUUGUGUUCUUGGAGCACUUCCCACGAGAAAGAACAGCUUGGGAAUAAAUGAUCCGAGUACUCCUUACAUAGGCUGCGGGAAGUGCUGAUGCUGCCCAGAUCAUGGGAUGGCUGAUCGCAUAAAUGAAGUUUUCCAUGUGACCUUUUGAUGAAUAUCCUUGCUUUCAAUAAGGACGGGCAUCUCCAAAGUCGAGAUGUCCCAUAGUGGUCAGUAA
Molecule: messenger RNA, 532 nt
Organism: Spirodela intermedia
Lineage: Eukaryota; Viridiplantae; Streptophyta; Magnoliopsida; Alismatales; Araceae
Source: the annotation of a GenBank genome assembly